GACAAGUGUGAGAAGGCAGAGUGCUCCGACGCCGUCAAGGCCAAGGUUGCUCUCAUGGAAAAGAUCCGCAGCCACCAGCAACUGUGGUUCAAGUCCGGCCUGGUGAACCCCUACCAGUCCAACAGCAAGUGGACGAACAGGUGCGCCUGCGGGGAGUUCAAUGAGCAGACCCGGCAAUGCAAAGUGAAGGGGAAGUCUAAGGAGAAGCCUUGCUGCACCAUGAUCGCGAAGGACUGCAAGGCGGAUGAUCCCUGGCCCAAGCGGUUCGCGCAAGCCGUAACGGAAGACCAGCGCUUGAAGCAGCAGGGCACAGAGAUUCAAAGUCUCUACCAGAGCUGCAUCGACAACUGCCACAAGAAGUACCAGGAGCUUUGUAUCAAGGAUCUUCAGGAGACCCAGGCGGGUUUUGCGCAGAAGGUUGCUGCUGAGCUGGAGAAGCUGGGGCCCCCUCCGAGCAUCUAUGACAGGAGCUAUGAAACUUACUAUCGGGUGGCGGACAAGAUGGCCCAGAAGGAGAAAGAAGACAGAGUUCAGCGCAUACAUGCCAAGAUUCUGCAAGACAAGUACAGCCAGCUGGUCGACCUCUCUGGUUGGAACGGAGGUGGUGUUCUAGACGAUCCGAGUCAGCAGUGCUGCAAAUGCGCGACUGCGUACGAAUUUGGCGACGUGUGGCUCGGCACCACCAUCACGAGUUUCUGCUCAGCUUCAUCCUGUGCCACUCACCCAAAAUGUGCGGUGAGCGAUGGUGCCUUCUGUGGCCAGCACAGCGCAGCCUGCCCGGCAGAGUGA
Symbiodinium pilosum is the source of this 789-nucleotide messenger RNA. NCBI's taxonomy places the organism in Eukaryota, Dinophyceae, Suessiales, Symbiodiniaceae. The record is from the annotation of a GenBank genome assembly.